AUGCCGACGGCCGCCAUUACCGCCCGUCGACGUAGGGUCAACGCCGUCAAAUGGUCAGCGCUGACCGGGCAUGUGGGCCCUGGCUAUGCCGACGGCCUGUCCUAUGCCGACGGGCCCCGUAGGCGUACCUCGGGCGGUCCCGACGGCUUGUGGGCCGACGAGGAGCACCAGGACGUUCUGCAGAGGAAGCGCCCGCCAUUCAUCCCGGAGAUCGACGACCCCUCCUUCGUCACCAUCUACGGCGUCAGGGACCUCCCCUACGGGUACGAUGUGCUGGUAGAGAACCUCAUGGACCCUGCCCAUGUCCCCUACGCGCACAAGGGGCUGAUGGGCAAGCUUCUCAAGAAGGAAAACCUCGGCAGAGUUGAGUUCGACAUCGAAGGCGGCGGGCCGAUAAAGAUGAAGACGAAGGUGGCGAACGUGGACGGGUUCCUGACGGAGCAGCAGGAGAACCGCGGCUACUUCCGGUACGCCGCGCCGUGCACCUUCUACGGCUCGCCGCUUCCCAGAGAGGUGAAGAAGAAGCCCCAGUUCAUGAUGGUGUUCAUGUGCGUCCCAGUGGCGCCGGGGAAGAGCAGGGUGAUCUGGGCCUUCCCGAGGAACGUCGGCCUGUGGCUCGACAAGGUCAUACCGCGGUGGUACUACCACAUGGGCCCGAACGCCCUCUUGGACUCGGACACGUACCUCCUCCACGUCGAGGAGCGCAACUUCGCGGCGGCCGGCGCCGAGAACUGGCACAAAGCCGUGUACGUGCCCACGUCGUCAGACAACAUGGUGAUCGCUUUCAGAAACUGGUUCAGAAAGCACUGCAAGAGCCAGGUCGGCUGGGCCGUCCCCACAGCCGAUCAGCUGCCGGCGACUCCAACCAAAGACAAGCUCAUGGAAAGGUACUGGUCGCACGUCGCGCAGUGCAGGAGCUGCAGCGCGGCGUUGAAGGCCAUGAAGGCGCUGGAGGUCGCCCUGCAGUUCGCGUCGGUUGCGGUCGUCGGCUUCCUCGCCGUCGCCAAGGGGACGCUGGUAACAUCAGUCGUGCAGAGAGCUGUUGUUGUGUCCUUGGCCGUGCUGUGCUUCGCCGCGUCCCGUUGGCUCGCGAGCUUCAUCGAGAAGAACUUCUAUUUCCAUGAUUACGUUCAUGCUUACAAGUGAAGACAUAUCCCGGCCCGUGCCAUUCAGUCAAAGAUAAAUGGAUUUGCCGAGAGAGGACUU
This is a messenger RNA of Triticum dicoccoides, 1206 nucleotides long. Its product is annotated as protochlorophyllide-dependent translocon component 52, chloroplastic-like. Gene Ontology annotation, cellular component: cytoplasm. Bases 1 to 1146 code for a protein of 381 amino acids. NCBI's taxonomy places the organism in Eukaryota, Viridiplantae, Streptophyta, Magnoliopsida, Poales, Poaceae. Gene Ontology annotation, molecular function: chlorophyllide a oxygenase activity. The transcript has 7 exons. The record is from RefSeq and is a predicted model, not a curated record.